AUGUCAAGCAUGUACAUCAUUUUGACGUCCAUCAUCGCUGCGGCUGGAUUAUGCCGUAUUUUCUACUGGCUGAUAUAUCCUGGUGGCCACCGUCCUGUCACGAAAGCUUCCCUGAAGCACAUACCCGAACUCCGAUUUCAAGAUGAUAACAGUAAGAAUCGAUACCUGAACGAUACUCGCACCCUCCUUUUACUGGGAUACGACAAAUAUCUCAAGCAUGGGACUGCCUUUCAAAUGCACAACCCCGUUGGCGAGCUGGGGCCACAGGUGAUGCUUCCAAUGAAGUAUUUGGAUGAGGUUAAGAACGCACCGCUAUCGUUGUUUAGUUUCCAAGCUUUUUCCGAAAAGAUGUUCUUCCUCAACUAUAUUGAUGCUCCAUACCAAACGGAGGCGGCUACUCAUGUGAUCAAGAUCGAUCUAAACAGAAAUUUGAACAAUUUGGUCCACGGGACGUGGAAAGAGGCAAUUGCAGUACUUGAUGAAAACAUUCCUGCCAACGCGGAGUGGACUUCCUUCGACACAUACGACCUCAUUAGCAAGGUCGCGUCCCAAGUAUCAGCAUUCGCACUGGUCGGUCCAGAGCUCUGCCGAAACAAAGAGUGGUUGAAGCUGGCGAUCGAGACCACCUUUACCAUCUUUGGUGCCGCCAACGCUGUCCGGGACAAUUACUCACCUCGCUUGAGAUGGCUGGCACGGUUCUGGAAUGAGGCACCCAAGCAGCUACGGAAUGGGCGUGCUAAGGCAGCCGAGCUUUUGAAGCCCAUCUAUGCCGACAGACUCAAUGCGGUCAAGGCAAAGAAGAGCGGUGGUGAUGGUGACUCCUCCCCCAGCAAGUUUGCAGACACUGUUUACUGGCUUCUCGGCAACAAAGAAGCAGAUAGAACGUUGGCUGGCAUCGCAGAACAAGAAUUAUUCCUGACCACGGCGUCUGUCCAUACCACCUCAGGAACGCUGCAGUCGGUCUUGUUCGAUUGGUUAGCUCAUCCAGAGUACCACGCCGAGGUGAUAGCUGAGGCUCGUCAAGUCAUGGCUGAGCCUGGUGCUACUGCUGAUGGAGAAUACCAUUGGAGCAUGCAGCUGGUAGCAAAACUGUGGAAACUAGACAGUUUCAUGAAGGAGAGUUCUCGUAUGCAUCCUAUUGGAUUUAUCACUGGCCAGCGAUACGCCUUAAAGCCACACACAUUUAAGGACGGCCUCCACAUUCCCGCUGGCACCAUCUUCCAAUUUCCUGCUGAUGCCGUCCACCACGACCCUGACAUCUACCCAGAACCGCAUAAGUUCGAUGGCCAUCGCUUCCUCCGCCUCCGCGAGACUGUGGAUCCAAACCGCUUCCAUUUUGCCUCCGUAUCAGACAGCUCCCUAAACUUUGGUGCUGGUGCGCAUUCCUGCCCCGGACGCUUUCUUGCAACUUUGAAUGUCAAGCUGGUUAUGCUCUUGCUAAUUACCCGGUACGAGGUCAAGUUUGAGGACGACAAUAUCACACAAAGGCCAGAUGAUACGUUCCAUGAUUUCAAUAGAAGGUCUGAUCCGUCAAUAAGGAUAUUAGCAAGGAGAAAACAGUUAAAAUAA
Venustampulla echinocandica is the source of this 1569-nucleotide messenger RNA. RefSeq names its product Cytochrome P450. NCBI's taxonomy places the organism in Eukaryota, Fungi, Ascomycota, Leotiomycetes, Helotiales, Pleuroascaceae. The transcript is spliced from 3 exons. Gene Ontology annotation, molecular function: monooxygenase activity; heme binding; iron ion binding. The coding region runs from base 1 to 1569 and encodes 522 amino acids. The record is from RefSeq and is a predicted model, not a curated record.